Messenger RNA from Abrus precatorius (Indian licorice), 414 nucleotides. Its product is annotated as EPIDERMAL PATTERNING FACTOR-like protein 5. The record is from RefSeq and is a predicted model, not a curated record. The coding region runs from base 13 to 414 and encodes 133 amino acids. Gene Ontology annotation, biological process: guard cell differentiation; stomatal complex development. NCBI's taxonomy places the organism in Eukaryota, Viridiplantae, Streptophyta, Magnoliopsida, Fabales, Fabaceae. The transcript has 3 exons.
AUUUUGAGAAAAAUGAAGGCAAGAUUCUUUUGUUUUCUGCUAGCCCUGCAAAUCAUGAGUUGGGUCUGUGUAGCAAGGAGACCUUUUCCUCCAUCUGUUGCCAUGUCCCAUCCAGGCCCCAAGGAGAAAACGACACUGCUGUCUUCACCUCCGUAUACUGUAGAGUCAGAAAAGGGUUUAAUGGGAAGGGAAGAUAUGUCAUUAUCAGGGAUAGAGCAAGAAGCAUAUAAGGGAGUAAGGAAAAUAGGGUCAAGUCCACCAAGUUGUGAGCACAAGUGUUAUGGUUGCACUCCAUGUGAAGCUAUUCAAGUGCCCAACACUAGCAGCAGGCACAGCCAUUUGGGCAUUCAAUACGCAAAUUAUGAGCCUGAGAGCUGGAAAUGCAAGUGUGGUCCUUCCUUCUACAGCCCGUGA